Molecule: messenger RNA, 1769 nt
Organism: Dendronephthya gigantea
Lineage: Eukaryota; Metazoa; Cnidaria; Anthozoa; Malacalcyonacea; Nephtheidae
Product: nephrocystin-3-like
Exons: 4
Coding region: 168-1769 (533 amino acids)
Molecular function (GO): protein binding
Source: RefSeq, a predicted model, not a curated record
UUUUCGAUUUAAUUUGGCACGUCUAUCAUAUUUGUGAAUGCAAGACUGACUCACAAAGUACCUCCACUCCAGUCACAUAACUCACGCUGCGAGGCCUACAGUAUGUCGCAAACAUUGGUCUGAUGUGGUAAGAAUUCCUCUUCUUCAUUAAGGAACUAUUUUCCUGAAUGGCAGAAGCCAGUGAGGCUCUGGGAGCUGGUGCAUCGUUAACAGGGGAAACAUUCGAGAUCGUUGUUACCUCUAGCUAUGUAGAAGUUGUUCGGGAUGUGUGCGGAGCAGUGCGAGCGGUGGGAGAGGGAUGCAACCUAGCUCGAGAGACGUUGGAGGCAGCGAAAGAACUCGGCCAACAACUUGGACCAGACGUGAAAAAGGGAAUAGCAAUAGGUGUAGGAAUAGGAAUCGGAAUAGGAGUUACAAACCUAACCUUAGGUUCCAUCUGGACUAAGUGUAAAGAAUUACAACCCAUAAUCAAGCGUGUACUUAUUGCAAGUUUUGGUUGCGACGUUGGCAACAUUCGACCAGGAUGUUUGCAUGUUGAGUUACAUUGUUCAACAAACAAAAGAUUUCUGGAAGUCUUAGAGGAUUAUGAAUCAGGAAGAAUGAAGGAACGCUUGCAGGAAGAACUUUUGUUGGUUGGAAUUAAAGUGGAAGGACUGAAGGUGAAGAUUGAAAACAUGGAGAAGGUGAAUGAAAAAAAGGAAGCGAUUACGAAGAGAAUGAAAGCAUACAUGAAAGAAUACACGCCAGCAUUAGAUUUAAAACGAGAAGAUCUUGAAACAGCUGACAGUUGUUACAGCAUUGGAGUCACACUAAAUGAGAUGAAAGAUUACAAGACAGCAUUGAAGUCGCAUCAAAAAGCCCUCGAGAUUCGAUUAAAAUUGCUAGGGAGAGACCAUUUUCAGACAGCUCAAAGUUAUUUCAAUAUUGGGCUCAUACAGCAUGAUUUGAAAGAUUACCAGCUUGCGUUAGAGUCAUUUCAAAAUGCUCUCGAGAUUUUUCUGAAAUUAUUUGGAUUAGAUCAUUUGGGAUCAGCAGAAAGUUAUUAUAAUAUCGGAAUCAUUCAGCAUAAGAUGGGAGACGACAAGUCAGCAUUAGAGUCGCAUCAAAAGGCCUUGGAAAUCAGAUUGAAACUCCGUGGAAAAGAUCAUCCCGCGACAGCUGAAAGUUAUUUUACGACUGCAAUCAUCCAACAUGCAAUAAAAAAAUACAACUCAGCAUUAGAGUUGCGUCAAAAAGCUCUUGAAAUAAGGUUGAAACUACAUGGGAAAGAUAACUUUCAGACAGCCCUAAGUCAUUUCAGCAUUGGGAUCACACUACAUGAGAUGAAAGAUUACCAGCUUGCAUUAGAGUCACAUCGAAUUGCUCUUGAAAUCUUUCUCAAGUUAUAUGGAGAAGAUCAUCCUGCGACGGCUGAAAGUUAUUACAGAAUUGGCGUCACGCAACAUGAGAUGAAAGAUUACCAGUCAGCAUUAGAGUCGCAUCAAAAAGCUCUUGGAAUAAAUUUAAGAUUAUAUGGAGAAGAUCAUCCUGCGACGGCUGAAGGUUACUACAAAAUUAGCAUCACCCAACAUGAGAUGAAAGAUUACCAGUCGGCACAGGAAUCGCACGAAAAGGCUGAAAAGAUAAGAUCGAGAUUAUAUGGAGAUGAUGUUCUUGAAACCGCUGACGGUAAUCUAAGAGAUCCGAAAUCUUUGGGUUUGGUACUGGAAGCUUUGUCAUUGAUUGAAGAAACAUCAAUUCCUGAAAGUUCGCCAUUCACGAGUACAUGA